GCCUGCGCGGUGGUGCCGGGUGAGGGAAGCCCCGCCUCCCCCGGGCCCGGGCCGCCGCGGAGUGGACGAGGCGGGCGCUGGGUCGGCUCGGUGGGAAAUGGGCGCCGCGGCUCCCAGGCAGGGGUUGCUGUAAAUCAGGUGUUAUGGACAGGUAAUGAAAGAGAGAAAUUCCUAGGCGCAACAAUGACUGAAUGCUUCCUGCCACCAACGAGCAGUCCCAGUGAACAUCGCAGGGCUGAGCAUGGCAGUGGCCUGGCUCGUACACCAAGCUCUGAGGAGAUUAGUCCUACAAAAUUCCCAGGACUGUAUCGAACUGGUGAGGCUUCACCUCCUCAUGAAGGCCUGCACGAGCCUGUUGACAUAGUGUCUGAUGAUGAAAAGGAGCACACAAAGAAAAAAGGCAAAUUUAAAAAGAAAGAAAAAAGAACUGAGGGGUAUGCAGCCUUCCAAGAGGACAGCUCGGGUGAUGAAGCAGAGAGCCCAUCAAAGAUGAAAAGACCAAAGGGUAUCCAUGUCUUCAAAAAGCCUAGUUUCUCCAAAAAGAAAGAAAAAGACUUCAAGAUCAAAGAAAAGCCAAAGGAAGAGAAGCACAAAGAGGAAAAACAUAAAGAGGAAAAACACAAGGAGAAAAAGUCCAAAGAUAUAACAGCAGCAGAUGUUGUUAAACAGUGGAAAGAGAAAAAGAAAAAGAAAAAACCUGCUCCUGAGCAGGAAACAGUUCUGGUGGAUGCUCCUUCUUCCUUCAGGCCUAUCUUUGGUGUUCCGUUGGCAGAGGCUGCUGAGAGGACUAUGCUGUAUGAUGGGAUCCAGCUGCCUGCAGUUUUUCGGGAAUGCAUUGACUAUAUUGAAAAUUAUGGCAUGAAAAGUGAAGGCAUUUAUAGGGUAUCAGGAACCAAGUCAAAAGUUGAUGAACUGAAAAUUGUAUAUGAUCGUGAAGAGUCUCCAAAUCUGGAGGAUUAUGAUGCAAAUACAGUGGCCAGCCUCUUGAAACAAUACCUUCGUGAGCUGCCAGAAAAUAUUCUUACCAAGGAACUUUUGAUGAAGUUUGAGGAUGCGUGCGGGAAAGGCACAGACAGCGAAAAAGUCCAGGAGUGCCAGCGUCUGCUAAAGGAACUGCCUGAAUCUAAUUACCUCCUCUUUUCUUGGCUUAUUAUCCAUAUGAACCAUGUCAUUGAAAAAGAAAGUGAAACAAAAAUGAAUAUCCAGAAUAUUUCUAUUGUUCUUAGUCCUACUGUUCAGAUCAGCAAUCGUGUACUGUAUCUGUUUUUCACUCACGUCAAAGAGCUGUUUGGGGAAAUAGAGCUAAAGCCAGUCGUGAAACCACUUCGAUGGUCUAAUGUGGCAACAAUGCCAGUCUUACCCGAGACCCAAGAAAGCAUUAAGGAAGAAAUUCGGCGGCAGGAAUUUCUGUUGAAUUGUUUGCACAGAGAUCUGCAAGCUGGCAUAAAGGACUUAUCGAAAGAAGAGAGGUUGUGGGAAGUGCAACGAAUUUUAACAGCACUGAAGCGGAAACUACGUGAAGCUAAAAGGCAGGAAUGUGAAACAAAGAUUGCCCAAGAAAUUGCCAGCCUUUCAAAGGAAGAUGUUUCUAAAGAAGAAAUGAAUGAGAAUGAAGAGGAGGUUAUUAAUAUUCUACUAGCUCAGAUUGUUUUAAAGGAGAAUGAAAUCCUGACUGAACAGGAAGAACUGCUGGCCAUGGAGCAGUUUUUACGAAGACAGAUUGCAUCUGAAAAGGAAGAAAUUGAACGUCUCAGAGCAGAGAUUGCAGAAAUUCAGAGCCGUCAGCAACAACAUGGUCGUAGUGAAACAGAGGAAUACUCUUCCGAAAGUGAGAGCGAAAGCGAGGAUGAGGAGGAGCUGCAACUCAUUCUGGAAGACCUUCAGCGGCAAAAUGAAGAGUUGGAGGUGAAGAACAACCACCUGAACCAAGCAAUCCACGAUGAACGAGAAGCUAUUAUUGAGCUGCGAGUUCAGCUUCGGCUGUUACAGAUGCAAAGACUGAAACAAGAGCAACGGACUCAGGAGGAUGGAGAAGAGCGCGGAGAUAAUGCCACUGGUGCUCUGCAGCACAGGGACGCUGCAAGCGAUGCCAGAAUUGCACAUGAGCAGCCCAAGUCUGUGAAGGAAACAUUAAAACCCUCUCCUAGCAAAGAUCGUAAGGAGACUCCAAUCUGAAGAGCUUCAGACAAUUUGUUGCAUUGCAGCUGCACUUAACAAAACUUUGACCAGAAAGCUGUACAAGCAGUGAACUGUAACAGUUGUUAUAAUCUUUCUCUACAGUUCAUUUUUGGUGACUAAAAGACAAAAUAUCCCAAGUAUAAAGUCAAAAGCCAUGAGGUGAAAUGGUGUUGGUAAGCACAUAAGACAAAUCUUCUGAGUUUUUUUUAAAUGGAAAAUGGGAUUUUGUUUUGUUAAAAAGGACUGUGAAAAGUCUCUGGGCCACUUUUGUUUUGUAAUUAUGCAUGUGGAAAGUAUUUUAUUUUAAACUGCAUUUUCCCUAUUAAAUAAAAAUCUAUAUUUCUAGCUGAGGAUCAGUCAGUGCCAGGAAUGUUCAGAGUAGAGGCCUUUCAACAAUAAAGGUGGAUGAACUGAAUUGUUAUUAUGAGCAAAGUUGAUAAAUGUUAUGUAGUUGUCAGUAACUUCUCUUUUGUUGGCUUUUUUUAUUUUAUAAACUCAGUAUUUGUCAUUAAUUAAAUUGGUGGGAUAUUUGCAGAGUUCACAGUAAUACCAACCUGGAAUUAGAUUGUGCCCUGGAUUUCUGAUAACUCCUGCUUUUGUACAGUUGUUUGCACUGAUCCAUAAUUUAAAAUAAAAAUAAUAAAAUGCUCGUGCGGCGAUGCAUGUGUUGAACAUUCCAGAGCCAGCUGAGGCUUUUGUGAAGCAUAUUUCAGCUUGAGAUGGCAGAGAUUUUUACGAACGCAAUCUCAGCUCAAUCGUUCAAGUGCCAUUAUCUUACAGACUAUUGCCACUAAUGACAGAGUGCCUGGUGCGAAUGUCAAGGUAGUUUAAAUUUUCGUCGUCAAUUGAUUAGUCAGACUGUCUGCUGUUAGAAUAUUAGGUAUCUGCUUUCGAAGUUUUUUUGUGUAAUUCAUUCACAAAAAUAAAAAGCCUUUUAAACUUCA
Pristis pectinata (smalltooth sawfish) is the source of this 3122-nucleotide messenger RNA. It is a transcript of the gene ralbp1, whose product is annotated as ralA binding protein 1. The transcript is spliced from 10 exons. Gene Ontology annotation, molecular function: small GTPase binding; GTPase activator activity. The record is from RefSeq and is a predicted model, not a curated record. Gene Ontology annotation, biological process: endocytosis; positive regulation of GTPase activity; small GTPase-mediated signal transduction. Gene Ontology annotation, cellular component: membrane. Bases 184 to 2175 code for a protein of 663 amino acids. NCBI's taxonomy places the organism in Eukaryota, Metazoa, Chordata, Chondrichthyes, Rhinopristiformes, Pristidae.